AUGUGCAGACCUCCACCUUUGCCCUGCCUGUGGUGGAUGGCUGUGAGUCCCACCUUACCAGAUCAUGUGCAGGCAAUGGCUGGCACAGACCUCCUCUGUAAACUCCCAGCACUCCUAACUCUUGGGCUUUGCGACAAAAACAAAACUGAGAAGGAGACAGCCUUUAAGUACCUCCAAAUCACAGCAACAGAUGCAGAUGCUGACCAAUUUGGUGAAAUUGAGUAUUUUCUUUAUGAUGGAUUUCAUUAUUAUGAAAAAUCCAAAGCCUUCCAGAUUGACCCACAUACUGGUCAGAUCUGUGUGUCUCAAGACAUUGACAGAGAAGGAGAUCCAGCCACUUAUGAUCUCUUAGUAAAAGCUACAGAUGGGGGUGGGCUGAGUGCCCAGGCUUUUGUUCGCAUUGAGAUAGAAGAUAUUAAUGAUAAUCAUCCUGUUUUUGAACAAGCUGUCUAUGUGACGAGCAUCAGCAGUCAUACACAGCCAGGAACAGAGAUCAUCAAUGUUGUUGCUACAGACAGAGAUUCGGGAAUAUAUGGUGUUGUCAUGUAUGAACUGGUCCCGGGAGAUUUUUCUUCUUUUUUCACAGUGGAUACAUCCACAGGAAUUAUUUACCUGAUCUCAGCUCUUGGCCACUUGACGCAUUCUGCGCUCUUCCUGACUGUUUCUGCGCAGGAUGGGGGUGGCCUUCCCUCUGCCACCAAUGCAGCCAUCACAAUAAACAUCCUUCAGACUGCUUUGGCCCCUGCCAUAUUUGAGAGAUCCCGGUAUACAUUUUCUGUUCCUGAAGAUACACCUGAAGACAGCCCAAUUGGCACUGUAAAGGCCAGAGAGCCUCCAAAUUCUUUAGAAGUGGUUUCUUACAGAAUUUCCUCUGGUGAUCCACAUGGAAGAUUCUCUAUUGACCCCCAGUUUGGCAUCAUCCGCACAAAAAGCCAGCUUGACCAUGAAACUCAGUCUGUUGUGGUGCUCACUGUUCAGUCACAGUUGGGUAACUCCCCUGUCUACAGUAGCACCCAGGUCAACAUAUCUGUGAUAGAUAUUAAUGACAACCCCCCAGUAUUUCUUACCAGAUCCGAUAAGGUAACUAUUUCACAUACCCAGCCUCCUGGCACUGCUGUCUACAUUGCUCAUGCAGAAGACAAAGACAGUGGCUUAAACGGGGCUAUCAAAUAUAGUAUUGUAAGCAAGCAGUCAAAUCCUUUUAGCAUUGAUCCAAGCCUUGGAGUGGUAAACCUCACAGGACAGUGUUUGGAAUAUACUCUGCAUAUAGUAGCUGAAGACUGUGGGAGUCCUCCUCUGACUUCUUUGCUGAUGUUGACAGUGAUUAUUGAAGAGCAGAAGAUGGGCCCUACUUUGGUUUUUCAAAACUUGGUCUAUCAAGUAGAAAUCAGUGAAGCUACUUCUCCAGGUGCCCGAAUCCUUCAGGUUAAAGCCCAUUCACUUGAUCUACACAGUGGUACCUCCAAACUGACGUAUUCUUUAGAGCCUAGCAUGGAUUCUAUUGCAUUUGGAAUCAGCUCUGAUACUGGUUGGCUUUAUCUUCGGAAACAUUUGAACUAUGAAUGUACACAGAUACUAAGUUUUAGAGCACUGGUCAGCACCUCUGAGGAUGAAAACCUCAGGCAAAAUGCAAGUACAUCGGUAAUAAUUAAUGUCCUGGAUGAAAAUGAUAAUCCUCCUGUGUUUAUGCAUGAGAGUUACUUCUUUGAAAUGGAGGAAAAUCCGGUUCCUAGGGGUGUGGUUGGCACGAUUACAGCUAUUGACAAAGACUCAGGAAGAAAUGGACGACUUUCCUAUUUCCUCUUGUCUGAUGGAAAAUAUUUCAAGAUGAAUUCCAACACAGGUGAAAUCAUCAACUGGGUUGCACUGGAUCGUGAAAAACAAGCUCACCACCAGCUUACCGUGCUAGUGACCGACCACGGGUCACCGAGGCUCAAUGCCACAGCAGCCGUGUACAUCACCGUGAGGGACCUCAACGACAACAAGCCCUUCUUCCCUCAGGCGGCACCGGGGCAGGGGCUGCACCUUAAGGUUUUGGAAGGGCAGCCACCAGGGACACUUAUUACCACUGUCUUUGCAAAAGACCCUGAUUCUGGAAACAACGGUGUUGUGGUAUAUUCAGUAGAAUCAGAACAGGAUAAAAGAUACUUCCAGAUCAAUGCUGUCAGUGGGGAGUUAAGAACAACCCGGUCUCUGUCACAUGCUGAGAGAUCAGACUACAGAAUGAUGGUCACAGCCAGGGACCAGGGGAUGCCUUCACUUCAAGGACAUGCUGCUGUUUACAUCCAGGUAAUCCCACUUCCCAUUGGGAGAUCUGUCUUCUCUCAAGAUUUCAAGCACUUUGUCAUACCUGAAAAUUUUAGACCUGCGCAAGUGUUGAAUUCUCUGAAGUGGCCUGAUAAUCAUCUAACUCCCAACAGAAAACUGCAUUUCAGUAUUGCCAGAGAUGAUGAUGAUGUUCAUUUUGAAAUAGAUAGCUUGACAGGAGACCUUUUCCUUUCCAAGGAACUUGACUACGAAUCAGCUUCACACUUCCUUUUGCAAGUUAUUAUAAAGGAUUAUAAUAAUAAUCCUCCACAGAAUAGCACUGUCUUCCUACGUAUUGAUGUAGAAGAUAAGAAUGAUCAUUCUCCUUUUUUUCAAGAUGACUUUGUAGUGAUUGGCAUAGAAGAAAAUGUACCUAUUGGCACUCUCAUUUACACAUUCAAUGCAAAAGAUGGAGAUGGCAGUUUCCUGAACAGCAAAAUACAAUAUUCCCUAGAAAUCAGUAACAUGGAUGAAAAUUUAUUUCAUAUUCACCCUUUGUAUGGCACCUUGACCACAGCUUUUGCACUGGACAGGGAAAUUAUUCCCUCUGUGAUCCUUACAGUGUCUGCGACAGACCAGGCAAUAAAUCUGACUGAUCGCAGGCUUGAUUCCCUGGCUGUGAAAGUUGUUAUUUUAGAUAUCAAUGACAACAGUCCCUGUUUUACUUCUUCACAUUUUUCCUAUGUCAUGGAGGAUGUGGAGGUGGGCUUCCUUGUGCACCGCAUAAUUGCAAAGGAUCCUGAUGAGGGAAGAAAUGGACAAGUUACAUACCACAUUGUUUCAGGCAAUGAAAACAAAGCAUUUGUAUUGGAUAAAAUCACAGGACUCUUAACUACAGCCCAGCUUCUGGACCAUGAGACUCAGGAGUGCUACAAUUUGACAGUCAUGGCUCUUGAUGAUGGCAGCCCAGCUCUCUCUGCCACACAAGUUCUAACCGUCAUUGUUGUCGAUGUUAAUGAUGAGACCCCGAUAUUUCUGAAGCAACUCUACGAGACUGCAGUUCAUGAAAACCAAGAUCCAGGGCAGUUUGUCAUAAAAGUGGAAGCUGUGGACAGAGAUGCAGGACUGAAUUCCUUGCUUCGAUAUGAAAUCUUACCAGGACCUGACUAUGAGAAAUUCAAGAUGAACUCAGACAGUGGAGAACUCAUAACAACUGCAUCACUGGACAGGGAAACCCAGGAGGUUUUCCGUAUUAAAGUUUUGGUUCGAGAUAGUGGAUCCCCGUCACUUUCGAGCACAGUGACAGUUAUCUGCACAGUGCUGGAUGAAAACGAUCACUCUCCCGCAUUUCUUCUUCCCACCUCUGAGAUUUGUAUUCCAGAGAAUCAAGAGCCUUCUGCCACUUACAUUAUCCGGGCUGUAGACAUGGAUGCUGGCAAUAAUGGAGCUCUAAGAUACAAAAUAAUUG
This is a messenger RNA of Nestor notabilis (Kea), 3715 nucleotides long. RefSeq names its product protocadherin-23-like. Gene Ontology annotation, cellular component: plasma membrane; cell-cell junction. Gene Ontology annotation, molecular function: calcium ion binding. Lineage: Eukaryota; Metazoa; Chordata; Aves; Psittaciformes; Psittacidae. The record is from RefSeq and is a predicted model, not a curated record. Gene Ontology annotation, biological process: homophilic cell-cell adhesion.